CCUCUCGCUCGCUCGCCCUGCCCUGACGUGGCUGCCGUCGCUUCGGGGUGGGAGGCGGACAGCGGCAGGCGGCGCGGAGAGCAAACGAGAGAGCUGCUCCCGGCGGCGGUAGCAGAAGAAGCAAAGGAUGCUCCGGUCGCCAUGGCAGCAGCAGCGGCAAGAGGCUCCUGAGAUCCAUUUGGUGGGCCGUUGUGCAAGACUGAAUGCUUCCUAGAGGAACUAGGCCUGAUCCAGCAGAGCUCCUGACCAAAUAUUACUGGUAGCAAUAGUAAUGAAGACCAGCAAGUAGAUUGAAGGCCAAUUUUACUGGCGUACAACUGGUUCUAUAAAUUCUAAAUGGCUAAGGAACUUGGGGAAAUUAAAACCUUUCCUGCAGUUGUUGAUUGGGUAUCUAUGGAUUCCAGACCAGAGGACAAGGUUUGGUGGAUAGCCAGCCCAAGUGCCUGGCAGAAAAGCAAAGGAAGUUGGUCAUGUGUGGUCAUUCAACAGCUCAGUCAUGUCUUUUAAAAGCCAAGACUUUCAUCCUGCUUCCAAGUGAACUCUUCCAACCCUGUCCCACAAGAACCCUUUAAUUUUUAUUUAACAAUUAACAACAUUAAUUCAUCUUGGAGAGGCAACGUCAAAUGAGAUUACGGACAGAAGUUAAUUUUUGAAGACAGAGAAAGCAAGGCAGCAACAGAAGAAAAGAUGGCAACAGGGAAAAAAAUCUUUAUCGUUUAUUUACUUAGUUUUCUUAAGAUGCACUAUUCAUUGACACAUUUGGUGGCAGCUUAAUUUUUUAAAGGAAAUUUUAGCAGUAAUCUGAAUGAUAAAAUGAAUAGCACAAAUAUAUAACACGCCCAAAAACUAUUAUCGAAGCCUAUAGUAAAUCAGCAAUUAUACAGAUCAGUAAUUUAAUACAUGUAACAUCAAGGGACCUUAUAUUUUUCGCCCAAAAACCAUGUUGGACAGACAUAAGUUAAUAUCCUUAUAUAGAAGCUGUUCACUAAUAGUGGUCUUUUCUUUUAAGAAAAUAUAGGAAUCCUACAAUUCACUGAAGAUGCUAACUUUCCUUGAAAACAAAGCAGUGUCUUCACAGCAAAUAAGAGCAAUUCAGCUUUGUAUUGUCAGGGCCUAGCUUUUGCUCUAUACAAUUCAUUUUUCUGGAAUAAAAAUAUUUUUCUUAAAAAAAGAGAGAGAAAAUAAUCAAAAGAAAAAAGAGAUGAAUCAGAACCAUGUCCGAGAAACAUACGGAUCGGAACAAUGUACAGUAAUUUUAAAAGUGCAAGGGAUGUAGGUGAAAAGAACAACGAAGAGUGAAGAAAGACAUUAUAUGCACUCAUGGCAAUAGCUAGACUUUUUCUGCACCCCUCUCCUGUUUAGGAGAUAGGAGGAAGGAGGAAGUAAUCAUUGGGUUCUCUCUUCUGUGUGGAUUCAUAUCCCAGGAAGGAGGCUGCACAAUGAAUCGUGGAGGCGACAGCAGCUCCAUGGAGGAACUGUCCAAAGCUACUCUGCACACUAACUCACUUUGGUGGCUGGCUUGUGGGCUUCUUGCGCUGUUAGCCAACUCCUGGAUAAUCUUGAGCAUCACAGCGAAGCAACAGAAGCACAAGCCUCUGGAGCUCCUGCUCUGCUUCCUGGCAGGGACACACAUUCUCAUGGCUGCAGUGCCACUUACAACUUAUGCAGUGGUGCAGCUGCGACGUGAAUCUUCUGACUACGACUGGAACGAAAGCAUUUGUAAGGUCUUUGUCUCUACAUAUUAUACGUUGGCCUUGGCCACAUGUUUCACCGUGGCCUCUUUAUCUUAUCAUCGUAUGUGGAUGGUAAGGUGGCCAGUCAACUAUCGGCUGAGCAAUGCCAAGAAGCAGGCUCUGCAUGCUGUGAUGGGCAUCUGGAUGGUCUCCUUCAUCCUUUCUACGUUGCCAUCCAUUGGCUGGCAUAACAAUGGAGAACGUUAUUAUGCCAGUGGUUGCCAGUUUAUUGUCAGUAAGAUCGGCCUAGGAUUUGGUGUGUGCUUCAGCUUGCUUCUUCUUGGAGGCAUAGUCAUGGGCUUGGUGUGUGUGGGUAUUACUUUCUACCAGACCUUGUGGGCACACCAAAGGCAUCAUAGAUGCCAUCACCAAAGAACAGAAGAAUCCUCUUCUUGUCCUUCUUCAGUUCACAACACUUUCAAUGUGCCAGCCAUUGUAGUAGAGGAUGUCAGAGGCAAAAGAAGAUCUUCACUGGAUGGAUCUGAAUCUGCUAAGACUUCCAUGCAGAUGACCAAUCUCAUCAGCGCAAUUGUUUUUUUGUAUGACACGCUGACUGGUGUACCCAUUUUGGUGGUCAGCUUCUUCAGCCUACGCUAUGACACUGCUCCCACCUGGAUGGUGCUGGCAGUGCUCUGGUGCUCCAUGGUGCAGACGCUGCUACUCCCAUCAUUCAUCUGGUCUUGUGAACGUUACCGGGCAGAUGUCCGGACUGUCUGGGAACAAUGUGUAGCAAUAAUGUCAGAAGAUGAUGGGGAAGACGAUGGCCCUGGUGAUGACUAUGGAGAUGGGAGGAUCUGCAAGGUGCGAUUCAAUGCCAAUGGUGCUACAGCCAUGAAGCAGGAUCCUAGAGAUGCUAAGCUGCUGCCGGUACACCAUAUGCUGUUGCCUCAUGACAGUUUACAUUAUUUGCAGGUUCCUAUCUCCCGGAGGAUGUCUCACGAUGAAACCAAUAUAUUUUCCUCCCAUCGUUCGACUCCUUCCUUCCUUCACAAGUGGUCCUCAUCUGAUGACAUUCGGGUGGCUCCUCCACACAAACAUGGAGGACCAUCCAGUUUUCUGCCUCCAGAGUUCCGUAGCUACCAUCCCCGUCGACGUUACCCUGAGGAUGAGUUCACUACACUUCGGCAGUUUCUACAAACCGGAAUGGCUCGAGGACCUGGCUCCAGUGCUUGCUUCUUCCGCGAUGAGAUUACAACCUUUAUUGAUGAAACACCGGUGCCCUCCCCUCACAGCACCCCACGCCACUCACGCGUCCCAUUCACAGUACAGCGUGAGAGGCACCAUUCCCUAAAUGGCGCCGAACUAGAGGGCUCUGAUAGGAACCAACAGUGUUCAUUGACUGAUGGCGAAAGUCUAUACCUCUGUGCUGGAGAACAGGGGCCUAGCAAAUGGAUCAUGGGAGCUCAUGGGGCACAACCCUUGCAGGAAGUCAUCCUAUACAAUGGCACCAAAGGCAAUAGCUCUGCUGUGGAUUUUUAAGGAAAUCCCAGAACUCAAAAUUUAGGCUCCCGUGUUUUUUCUUGAUACUCCCAAGAGGAUAGGAGUUAUGCCAUAAGGGAACCUGAUAUGGAGGGGAGAAUAGUAGUGAUAGGGUAGAAAAACGUCACAGCUGGAGAGCACAAUGGCAUCCUGCUCUCAGUGGACAACUUUAGCCCAGACCACCCUAGUUAACUGAGGGCACUCUUUCUCUGCUCUCUAUCUUUGGCAGUGUUGUUAGCACUAUCCAUUUCACACCUUUCUUAGCUCCACUCAUUGUGAGAGAAAAAAAAUCGGGUGCGGUGAGAAGGAAUAUAUAUUUAUAUAUGGAAGGUAUAUUCCAUAUAUAUAU
Molecule: messenger RNA, 3561 nt
Organism: Thamnophis sirtalis
Lineage: Eukaryota; Metazoa; Chordata; Lepidosauria; Squamata; Natricidae
Gene: GPR162
Product: G protein-coupled receptor 162
Biological process (GO): G protein-coupled receptor signaling pathway
Cellular component (GO): membrane
Molecular function (GO): G protein-coupled receptor activity
Source: RefSeq, a predicted model, not a curated record